Molecule: messenger RNA, 1326 nt
Organism: Phalaenopsis equestris
Lineage: Eukaryota; Viridiplantae; Streptophyta; Magnoliopsida; Asparagales; Orchidaceae
Exons: 1
Coding region: 1-1326 (441 amino acids)
Molecular function (GO): RNA-DNA hybrid ribonuclease activity; nucleic acid binding
Source: RefSeq, a predicted model, not a curated record
AUGCUUAAGGCCAGAGAAGACAUUGAAAAGCUGCUAAGAUGGGAGUUGUUCCAAGGGGAAAUUAAUUUCUGGAAAGACAACCGGUGUCCUACUGAUUAUUCAGAACCUUUGCAGGAUGAAAAGGAGGGGGAUUUGCUGGUCAAGGACUGUUGGGUUGGCAAUGUAUGGUCUGAGGACUUCUUGAGGAGUCUACUAAAGGAGCAAUCUGUCAGCUACAUUUCUUCUAUCCAAUUUGAUAGAAAAAACAAUGAUCAAAUUAACUUGAUGAACAGGAGCAGAGCUAGUAUCUCAAAAGAUAUCCAGAACUAUUUGUACAGCUGUGACACCUGCCAGUGGAAUGUUUCCUCUUGCCAAAAACACCUUACCCCUUCCAUGCUGGAGUUUUCUUGGAGAGUUCUUAAUAACCUAAUUCCUACUGAUGAUCUUCUAAAACUAAAAGGCCUCAAAGGUCCUUUUAGAUGCCACCUAUGCAAGCUUGAUCAGGACUCAAGGAAUGAUUUAUUCUUCAGGUGCAAUUUUGCUAAGGAGGUUUGGAAUAGAUUGACUUCCCAAAUGACUAUCAACCUGAUAAACAUUGGUUGGGAUAACAUUACAGAUUGCAUUAAAGAUUGGAAAGAGAUUAAUCUCAUGCCAAUCCCCUUCAUUGUUGCUUGGUUCAUUUGGAUGGCUAGAAACAUGGCCAAACAUGAGGAGAGGGAGGCGAGUGCUACAAGGGCGAUGACUAACUGCUGGUCUUACCUAAAUAGGCUGAUAAAUUGGAGGAAGUUCCCCAAGAUCCUGCAGACCAUAACUUACAUGGGUGCUAAUAAUAUUAAGAUCAUCAAGGUUAGAUGGGAGAGACCUCCUUACCCUUUCAUUAAAAUCAAUACUGAUGGAAGCUACACAAAUAAGAGAGCAGGUAUUGGGGGAAUUUUUAGAGAUCACAUAGGGCAUACUUUGUUGUUCUAUAAGGCCCCUUACUUUGCUGAAGAUGCUUUAGACACUGAAGCUGCGGCCCUACAUUGGGCAUUAAAAUUUGCUAAGGAGAAUAAGUGGCAGUGGAUUGUUGCUGAAGUGGACUCCUCCCUGCUGGUGGAGCUACUAAAUUUCAAGAUGUCUUCCUCUUGGCAUAUUAAUCAAUGGCUACACAAAAUUAAAAAGCUCAGCAUUGAAAGUAAGAUUCACUUCUCAUUUGUGUAUAAGGAAGCUAACAGACCUGCAAAUUUUCUGGCUAUGGAGGGUGCUAAUGUUGAACAUCCUGAGUUAUCCAAAAUCCUCUCCCCCGCCCUCCACUUACUAACUCAGGGGGACAAACUUCAAAUUCCUUACCUAAGAGUGCUAAAAUGA